AUGGGCGUUUGCUUCAGCAAGAAGGGGGAUGCUACCUCGCCUACUAAAGUUCCGUCCAACGAUUUACCCAAAGAGAACAGUUCGGAGAAGGAAGAGAAGGAGCCGAGGGUAACUGAGAAGAAACCGGUUGUCUCAGUGACCGCUCCUGCCUUGAGUGCAAAGCAGGCUUCAUUUGUUGCUGAAGAUAAAGAGAAGAAGAAAUGCGAGAUCCCUGUGAAGAAAAGCUCCCAGCUUGAGGAGGAACCUGCUUGUAAAUCUGCAGCUACCGCUGAUGAGAAGCCGUCGGCGCCAUUGAGCACUUCGAGCUGCACCAAAGAGGAGCUCGAUGCCAUCCUCAUUCAAUGCGGCCGUCUUAGCCGCAGCUCCUCUGGUAAGAUUUCCAAAGAGACGGACGGUGCUGGGCAGAGGAGGUACUCCGGCUCAAAGAGAAGCUAUGACUUCGAUGAAGAGAGGAGGAAGGAGGUAGAAGAUGAGCGAGAUAAUCAUGUGUCAAGGCCUUCCCCUCGCAGGCGAGCUCCAAACCGAGAGAGGUCAGGGAGUAGAGAGAGGGGCAAUAGCAGAGAAAGAAGAGUGAGCAGAUCUCCUGGAAAGAGAUCCGACGGCCCGGUUUCUGCCACCGCGAUUUCUGAUAAGCAGAAGCAGCAACCUGCCAAGAUGGUUUCGGUUCCUGCAAGGGAAAAGGGAACUCCGGCGAAUGCCGAGUCAGGGGGUGGGAAUUCGGGUGUUAAAAGAGCAUCCAUCGCCACAGCAGCUGGAGGAUUGAGGAGCUCAUCUCCAAGAUCCCGGUCACCGGCCAACACCACCAGGACAUCGAAUGAGAAUCCUCAACUUCAAUCCCUUAGUAGGAAUUCCUCAAGGAAGGCAGAUCAGUCUCCUUAUAGAAGAAAUCCUCUGGCUGAGAUCGAAGAUAACUCGUAUAGAAACCAGAAUGGAGGCUCCACCAGCGUGUUUCAGAAGAGCAGAGAAGUAGAUGAGGGGGUGAGAAAGCCAGUGAGCACAAUUUACUCUUGUCAGAAAGCCGGUGAAGGCAUUAGCACGAUCGCUGGUUCAGAUCAGAGAAAUAGCAGCCAUAUGAGUGUCGCCACCAAGCAGCAGCAGCAGCAGCUAAAGAAGCAGGAAAUAGCAGAGGAAGGCAAAGAUCCAAAGACAGCUGGAAACGAAAUAGAAAGCCACAAUCCAAGAACACUAACAAGAACCAGAUCAUCAAGAAGAUCAUCGCGUGAUCUUGACAACAACCCAGGAUUCAAUCAAACAUCUUAUGCUUCCUUGUUGCUUGAAGACAUCCAGCACCAACAGCAGCAGCAUCACACAGCCUUCUCCCUCCCAGCCUGCAUCUCCAAGGCCUGCUCCAUCCUCGAUGCCGUCGCAGAUCUCAAUUCCUCUUGCUCCGAUCGUAGGAGCUAUGAAGCAGACCAGUCUGGCAACAAUGGCGGGUUUGCAAGACGUGGAUUACUGGCUCGAAGGGAGCCAUUUGUGGAGUCAGAGCUGGUGGUGAAAGAUGAUCUACUGGAGCCAAGCCUGCACAAGUAUGUUACAGUGAGGGACAAUAGGUGGGAUUUGGAGCCCCAGGAGUCCGCUGGGAGCAAUAGCUUCGAAGGGAAACCAUGUUCAUCCAUGUGGGAGAUGAAUUCAAUUGAUUCAACCGGAGGAACGUCGAUGACUGGUAACAUAAAAGACGUGGAGGAUGAAGUUGGGCAACCAGAAAAUCAGCAGCAGCAAAAGUCAUGGCAGAGAUCAGGAGCUCCUUCCAGCAGAAAAAGUUUGACUGCGGCAACGCCGUUGAAAAAGAAGAGGGAGUUGGAGAACCGAUCAUUACAGCAAGGUGGCCAUGGAUAUGGAAAGAACGGUGGAAGGCCUUUCUCUCUUCCAGUUUCUGCUGCAUCCACUUGA
Dendrobium catenatum is the source of this 1890-nucleotide messenger RNA. RefSeq lists its product as uncharacterized. The coding region runs from base 1 to 1890 and encodes 629 amino acids. The record is from RefSeq and is a predicted model, not a curated record. The transcript has 2 exons. NCBI's taxonomy places the organism in Eukaryota, Viridiplantae, Streptophyta, Magnoliopsida, Asparagales, Orchidaceae.